GCCCUCUCCCCUGCCGAGGGUCAAGCCAUGUCCCAGCCUGGGGGACGUGGGAGGAGGCCGGGAACUCCGGGGCCUCCUGUGUGCAGCAUCCGGCCCUUCAAGUCCAGUGAGCAGUACCUGGAAGCCAUGAAGGAGGACCUGGCAGAGUGGCUUCGGGAUCUCUACGGGCUGGACAUCGACGCAGCCAACUUCCUGCAGGUGCUGGAGACGGGCUUGGUGCUGUGCCGGCAUGCCAACGCCGUCACCGCGGCCGCACUGGCCUUCCUAGCUGAGGCGCCCGCCCGAGCCCACAGGAUCCCCGUGCCUCGGGCCGGGGUCUCUUGCAACGGGGCUGCCCAGCCAGGCACCUUCCAGGCCCGGGACAACGUCUCCAACUUCAUCCAGUGGUGUCGCAAGGAGAUGGGCAUCCAAGAGGUGCUGAUGUUCGAGACGGAGGACCUGGUGCUGCGCAAGAACGUGAAGAAUGUGGUGCUGUGCCUGCUGGAGCUGGGCCGCCGGGCCUGGCGCUUCGGGGUCGCGGCGCCCACCCUGGUGCAUCUGGAGGAUGAGAUUGAUGAGGAGCUGCGGCAGGAGCUGGCGCUGCCCCCGCCCGACUCCCCGCCACCCGUGCCCCCCAGGCGGCGGCCCUGCCACUUCCGAAACCUGGACCAGAUGGUUCAGAACCUCGUGAGCCGCUGCACGUGCCCCGUUCAGUUCUCCAUGGUCAAGGUGUCUGAGGGGAAGUACCGCGUGGGGGACUCCAACACCCUCAUUUUUAUCCGGGUGCUCCGGAACCACGUGAUGGUGCGUGUCGGCGGCGGCUGGGACACGCUCAGCCAUUAUCUGGACAAACACGACCCUUGCCGGUGUACAUCCUUGUCACACAAGCCAGGCAGCUUCCUGAGGCCCCCGGUGGCACCGGUGCAGCAUGAAGUGAGGGUUCAGCAUGAGCCCUCGCAGCCACAGCUGACGAUGACCGUCAGCCGCUCCCAGAGCCCACCGCCGCCGGUGGACUGGAAGACGUAUACCUCUUCGAGCCGAAGGCUGAGGCCCCCUGCCCCCUCCCCCACACCCCGCAGAGAGACUGCACCAUUCCUGAGGUGCCAGGAGAAGCCACUUGCUCCACCUGGGAGGCAGCUGUCAGCUGGGGACAGCCUACCCAGCCCCCAAUCCUCACCUGCCCCGAGGGGCCAAGACCCCCAAGGCAGCUUUUUGGGGAAGAGGGAGGACAGAUACCCGUCUGAAGUCCCCAAGAGAAGGACUCCUACACCUUGGGCUCAUGAGGAGACAGACAGCUGGGGAAUGCCUUCCAGGACCCCCACCCCGCAGCAACUUCGAGCCCCUGAGGCCACUGCCACAGGGACCCCAGCGAGAGGACCAUCUCCCCUACCUCGUUACUCCAGUUCGGCCACGCCCACGAGCCCCAGGCAGCCACCCCGGGGUGAGGCUAAGGGUGCCUCCGCCCAGCUCAGGGAGGCCGCAUCUGUCCGCUCUCCGUCCCCUGGCCAAGGGCCCACCAAGCCCCCCGCCCGGCCUCCCACUCCAGGAAGAAGCUUCCCAGGUGCUGCAGGCAGAGGUCCCACGGCAGACUCGGGGAGAUGCUCCACCCGACUAAGGGCGGUCACUGGAGCCUUGGCUGGGUCCAGACACGGGGACUGCUGUGCAGAAGGGAGGCAAGGGGACCAGAAGCUGGACAUCUGGGUGACAGCAGAAGCGGGAGAGCCCCGGGGCCGGGAGAGGAGGCGCGCUCCCCCGACCUCGGGCAGGGAUAAGGAGCAAGCCAUCUCCCCUGGCCUUGAAGAGGAGCUUCUGGCCAACAUGAAGCUGCUAGAGGUGGGGACUGCUUGUCCCCAGGGCCCAGGGUCUGGGCUUAUCCCUCGCAGUGGAGUCUACGUCCCCAGCCUGGGUGCGCGGUGGCCAGAGCCUGGGGGUCCUUAUGACAAAGUCAUCCAAGAACUGGCUCAGGGCCCCCCACCCCUCAUUAAAGUCGACGUGGGAGCCUGGAAGGCUGCCUCUACCGGCUCCCCCAGGCUGGCUGUUGCCACCGGCCCAGGAGGCCCGAAAGGGAAACUGGGAGCCAGAGAGAGUGGACCAAGGACAAGGGCAGCCUUGAGUGACAGGGGCACCAGGGUGAGGGAGGUCCCGGCCCAAGGAGGGCAGGACUGCUCGGUCCCUACCCUGUCUGCCAGCCUGGAGGCCCCCGCACCCUCACCCUCAGACCCAAACUCUGACAAAGCCAAGGCAUGUCCAGGCAAGGGCAAGAGAACACUCCGGAAGCCGCAGAGAGUUCCAUCUAUCUACAAGCUGAAGCUGAGGCCCAGGAUCCGGCCCCGGAGAGACCACAGGCCUGAGGAAAGGCCUUCACGAAUCCCCAAGCCCCUGGGAUACCUCCCCUUGGGUCCAGCCAGGGCGCCCCCUAGGGGCAGGCUGGAGAGAGCGCCAGCGCGGGGCAGCCAGGGAGGGGAGGUGGCUCUGGUGGAUGGAGCCUGGGCAAGGGAGGAGGAGGGAGGAAAGGGGAAAGAGCCCGUGGCUGCAGUGGAGAGCAGAGCCCAGCCUUCAGGCCUGGGGCCUCAGCCGCCUGACGGAGCCCCGCUGCCUCCGGAGGAGGAGUCCUGGGUGUAA
Molecule: messenger RNA, 2601 nt
Organism: Pteronotus mesoamericanus
Lineage: Eukaryota; Metazoa; Chordata; Mammalia; Chiroptera; Mormoopidae
Gene: GAS2L2
Product: growth arrest specific 2 like 2
Exons: 6
Coding region: 28-2601 (857 amino acids)
Biological process (GO): actin crosslink formation; protein localization to microtubule plus-end; microtubule bundle formation
Cellular component (GO): microtubule plus-end; actin filament; stress fiber
Molecular function (GO): actin filament binding; cytoskeletal adaptor activity; microtubule binding
Source: RefSeq, a predicted model, not a curated record